AUGAUUAUGUUUCCUUUUUGGGGGAAGAUUUCUCUGGGUAUAUUGAUAUUUGUCUUGUUAGAAGGAAACCUUGCAUCAUUAACAGUGCAAACCUACUUAUCUUUAGAAGAGAUCCAAGAUCCAAAGAGUGCAGUAUCUUAUCUACAGUCCAAAGAAUCUACAGACUCUUCUCUACCUGCUAAAAAGAAACAGCUUCUGGACCACAGAGAAGCUGAGCGACAGUGGUUGCUUAGAAGAAGGCGAGCUCUUCUGUUUCCUAAUGGAGUAAAAAUCUGCCCAAAUGAAACUGUUACAGAGGCUGUUGCAAACCAUGUGAAAUAUUUUAAACUCCGAGUGUGCCAGGAAGCUGUCUGGGAAGCUUUCAAGACUUUUUGGGAUCGACUACCUGGGAGAGAGGAAUAUCGUUACUGGAUGAAUUUGUGUGAGGGUGGAAUCACAAGUAUAUUUGAAAUGGGCACAAAUUUUAGCCAGUCUGUGGAACAUAGAAGCUUGAUCAUGAAGAAACGGAUUCACACAAAGGAAAUGGUAGGCAGUUCCUGCCAAGAUGGAGCUUGUGGACGUGAAUUGUCAUCUCCAGUUCCUAUUGGUGACACCUCAACAUUGGGAGGUGCUAUUCUCAGUGUUCCAUAUUCAGGAGUGUCUUCCUAUGAAGGUGCUUCAGAGAGCAGCUUGCAAACCUUGAAGGAAAGUAUUAGCAAUGAAAUUGUGAAUGUCGUAGAAGAGCCCACAAAACCAGCAGCUGAACAGAUUGCAGAAUUCAGUAUCCUCCUUUUGGGGAAGGAUUACAGGGAAGAGCUACAGGAUCCCUCCAGCUCGCACUACAAGCAUCUUGUAGAAGAGUUUAUUUUAGAGGUUGAAAAUGCAUUUACUGGGUUACCAGGCUACAAGGAUAUUCAUGUUCUUGAAUUUAGGUCCCCCAAGGAAAAUGGCAGUGGUGUAGAUGUUUAUUAUGAAGUUACCUUCAAUGGAGAGGCAAUUAGUAAUACCACCUGGGACCUAAUUAGCCUUCAUUCCAACAAAGUAGAAAACCAUGGCCUUGUGGAAUUGGAUGAUAAGCCCACUGCUGUUUAUACAAUCAGUAAUUUCAGAGAUUAUAUUGCUGAGACACUGCACCAGAAUUUUUUGGUAGGGGAUUCCUCCUUGAAUCCAGAUCCUGUUUCUCUUCAGCUUAUCAAUGUUAGAGGAGUUUUGCUUCACCAAAGUGAAGACCUGGUUUGGAACACCCAAAGUACAAAUCUUCAGGCAACAUCACCAUCUAUUUUGGAUAAUACCCUUCAGGCUGAAUGGCCCUCAGCAGAUGAACCCACCACCAGCAAUAUUUCACCACUUGACUUCAGCUCUGAUUCUCCCUCAACCACUGGUAGGGAACUCCGGUCAGAAAGUCCUUUGGGCGAUUUAGUGUCUACACCUAAAUUAGCUUCCUCGAAGGUGGUCCACAGUUCUUCCCCAGAGGUUUUAGAGGUUAGCAGCUUGACUCUUCAUUCUGUCACUCCAGCAGUACUUCAGAAUGGCUUGCUUGUGGCUUCUGAGGAAAGGACAUCUGGAUCUCACUUAUUAGAAAAUGGAUUAGACAAUGUUGAAGAGUCAGAAGAUUUUCUUUUUGCUGACCCAUUGCCUUCAGAUCUUCUUGCUAAAGAAGUAGCUGUACCUUUUGACUUUGACCCCUUGGCCUCUGAAGUCAAAGACCAAUUAGAAGCAAGCCAUUUGUUUCCAGACACAUCCAUAGAAAAAGAGUUCAUAUUUGAGAGUGGUUUGGGUUCUGGGUCUGGACAAAAGAUGGAUCUGAUUUCUUGGACAUGGAGUGAGACUUCAUUUGAGAAGAGCACUGAACCACUGUCUAAGUCAUGGCCUGAAGAUGAGGAUUCACUUUUGCCAACUGAAGGUAUGGAUGAGGCACUUGUCGUAGAUAACAAAAUGGAUUACACAGACCGAAUUAUUGAGCAUUCAAAGUAUAAGAAUGAUGAGAAAUUCACAAACUUUGCAAAGGAAGAGUCCCUUGUUGAACCUACUGUGCCCAUCUUUGCAGUGUCUGCAAUUCAUUCUACUUCUCUAACUUUUUCUAAGCACACCUCAGAGAUUCCCGAUGCUGAUUACCACUCAGUUACCAAAGCACCUUUUCUACUGACAGCUACUUCUGAUAAAACAACAAAUCAAGUGAAUACCUUCCUGACCAAGGAUAUAAAACGAACUAGAGGGUCAUCUAGCCAUGACUUCAGUGACAGUAGGACUUCAGUGGUGAAACCAGAUCUGAAGCCUGUGUGGACCAUAUUCCCAGAAUCACAUAUAGCUUCAGCAAGUACCUCUUCCCUAGGGAAAUUACCUAGAGACUCAUUGGCAAGUACACCACAGAGUACUGAUGGACUCUGGUUGAAAACUUCCACGACACAGUCCAUCAGAUUACCUCCAACCACAAGCUCCACCCUGCUAGAGGAUGAAGUAAUUAUGGGUGUACAGGAUAUUUCAUUAGAACUGGACCGGGUAGGCCCAGCUUACUAUAAGCCUGAGCUAAUCCAAGGGCAGAAUGGAAAGGUUGGUAGUUAUGUGAAAAUGUUUACAAAUUUUCACUCCACAGAGAUGGCUCCUGUGGCUCAGCCCACAAGAGGAGGUGACUUGAGUCAUGCCCAGACUGAAGGAGCUUUAGUAGUUUUCUUCAGCCUCCGAGUGACAAACAUGCUGUUUUCAGAAGAUCUAUUUAAUAAAAACUCUUUGGAAUAUAAAGCACUGGAACAAAGAUUCUUAGAAUUGUUGGUUCCCUAUCUUCAGUCAAAUCUCACAGGGUUCCAGAACUUGGAAAUUCUGAACUUCAGAAAUGGCAGUAUUGUGGUGAAUAGUCGAAUGAAGUUUGCCACGUCCAUCCCUCCUAAUGUCAACAAUGCUGUACACAUGAUUCUAGAAGACUUUUGUACUACUGCCUACCAGACCCUGAACUUGGCUAUUGAUAAAUACUCCCUCGAUGUAGAAUCAGGUGAUGAAGCCAACCCUUGCAAGUUUCAGGCCUGCAAUGAAUUUUCUGAAUGUCUGGUCAACACUUGGAGUGGAGAAGCAAAGUGCAGAUGCUACCCUGGGUACCUGAGUGUGGAUGAAUUACCUUGUCAGAGUCUCUGUGACCUGCAACCUAACUUCUGCUUGAAUGAUGGAAAAUGUGACAUUGUGCCCGGGCAUGGGGCCAUUUGUAGAUGCCGUGUAGGUGAAAACUGGUGGUACCGAGGUGAGCACUGUGAGGAAUUUGUGUCUGAGCCUUUGGUCAUCGGCAUCACCAUAGCCUCUGUGGUUGGACUUCUCCUCAUCUGUUCUGUUGUCAUGUUCUUCCUUGUCAAGACUCUCCAAGCUCAGCAUGUCAGGAGUGAAAGAGGGAGGCCCUUCAGCAGGCAGCCUGACAGCCAUUCUUCCAUGGAAAAUGCUGUAAAAUGCAACCCUGCAUUUGACAGCCACAUUGCUGGAUGUGAGCAAUAUGAGGAUCCCCAUCUUCAGUACCCCUUCUACAGCUCUGCUAGCAAGGAGGUGAUUGGUGGCCUGAGCAGAGAAGAAAUCAGACAGAUGUACGAGAGUAGUGGCCUUUCCAAAGAGGAAAUUCAAGAGAGAAUGAGAAUUUUGGAACUCUAUGUCAGUGAUCCUGAGUUUGCAGCUUUUGUGAGAGAGCAUCCAAUGGAAGAACUUUAACUCAAGUACCUAUUUUGACACUGAGUAGAAGCCUGGAGAAGAUGGAGACCACUUGUAAUCUAUGCCAUAAAAUUAACCUGGAUUUUUUAAA
Messenger RNA from Fukomys damarensis (Damara mole-rat), 3751 nucleotides. It is a transcript of the gene Impg2, whose product is annotated as interphotoreceptor matrix proteoglycan 2. Gene Ontology annotation, molecular function: heparin binding; hyaluronic acid binding. The transcript is spliced from 21 exons. The record is from RefSeq and is a predicted model, not a curated record. Bases 1 to 3660 code for a protein of 1219 amino acids. Gene Ontology annotation, biological process: visual perception. Lineage: Eukaryota; Metazoa; Chordata; Mammalia; Rodentia; Bathyergidae.